Molecule: messenger RNA, 785 nt
Organism: Diabrotica balteata
Lineage: Eukaryota; Metazoa; Arthropoda; Insecta; Coleoptera; Chrysomelidae
Source: the annotation of a GenBank genome assembly
AUACAAUGACAUUGACAAAAUUUAUAUUUCAAUUUAUGAUUUUUUCAUGUUUCUUUGCUUCCUCCAAAUAUAUUAAGCAGUUUAAGUGCAAUGUGGUGCCAUAAUUAUUUUUUCCGUAAUAUGGGCUUACCAUGUAGUAAAAGAAAAAAUACACAAAUCACUGAUCAAGAUAGAACUAUUCUUAAGUUAAAACAGAAAAGAGACAUGUUACAAAAAUACCAAAAAAUGAUUAAAGCAUCAUUAGUUACUCAAAAUGAGAUAAAGCAACUGAUAGUCCAAGGUAACACAGAAAAGGUAAGAAUAUUAAUAAAAAAGAAGAUUUUUAAAGAGCAACUGAUAAACAAAAUUGACGGAUUACUAUAUAAUAUUGAACAAAUGGUGAAUGAUAUAGAAUAUGCCAGAAUUGAGGCAGAAGUAUUGGAUAGUUUGGUAGCUGCUAACGAAAUUCUCACAAGUAUUAAUGAAGUGUUUGAUAUUAACACUAUUGAAGAUAUAUUAAAUAAAACAAAGCAAGGAAUACAGACACAAAAUGAAAUUAAUAAGUUCAUUAGCAGACAUUUAAUAGAGGAAGAUGAAGAAGCUGUAGAAUUGGAAUUGGCAGAAAUAAUCGCUCAACAGAUGCCUGUAGUACCUGUAACAGAAAUUGAAACAGAUACAUCUGAAGAUAAAAUUCACAUUAAAAAGAAAAAAGAAAUAAAAGGAAAGUCUAUGAAUGCUGAUUAAAAGAAAUAUAUGUUUUACUGAAUCACACAUAUUACUUUUGUAUUUUAUGUACAAUAAGGUGA